Ricinus communis (castor bean) is the source of this 975-nucleotide messenger RNA. RefSeq lists its product as uncharacterized. The transcript has a single exon. The record is from RefSeq and is a predicted model, not a curated record. Lineage: Eukaryota; Viridiplantae; Streptophyta; Magnoliopsida; Malpighiales; Euphorbiaceae. The coding region runs from base 1 to 975 and encodes 324 amino acids. Gene Ontology annotation, molecular function: nucleic acid binding; zinc ion binding.
AUGGCCUCUAGCAAUUCAAAUACACCUGCUAUUCCAACACUCACAGGUGAAAACUAUCAACUUUGGGUAGUAAAAAUGAAGGCUUACCUGAAGUCAUUAGGUCUUUGGGAAAUAGUUGAGCAUAAUACACCAGUCCCACCAUUAAGAGCUGAUCCAACUAUAGCUCACAUAAAGUACCAUGAAGAAGAAAGGAUGAAGAGAGACAAGGCUGUCACCACCAUUCAUUCAGCCUUACCAGAUUGUAUUUUCACCAAGAUAAUGCAACUGGAAGCUGCAAGAGACAUUUGGGAUGAACUUGAGAAGCAAUACGAAGGUGAUGCAAGAGACAAGACAGUCAGAAUUUUAACUCUUAAAAGAGAGUUUGAAUUAUUGAGGAUGAAAGACAACGAAACAGUUAAGGAUUACUCCACCAAAGUGCUAAGGCUUGUCAAUCAGAUGAGACUCUAUAGAGAGAAUAUCCAAGACUACAAGGUAGUAGAAAAAAUGUUGAUAAGCUUACCUGAGAAGUUUGAAGCCAAAAUAGCCGCAAUAGAGGAAUCAUAUGACCUCACAAGGCUGACCAUUUCAAAUCUUGUUAGUAAACUUCAAGCUCAAGAGGCUAGAUCAUUUAUGAGAAAUGGAGCUGUGAUGGAGGAAGCCUUCCAAGCAAGACAUUACAGCAAUCAAAAAACUCAUAGUGGCCAAAUCAAAGUUGACAAAAGAAAUAAAGGCAAGGCAUCUGCUGCACCAAGAGGCACAUUUCUACCAUGUGGAACAUGCAAGAAAACAAAUCAUUUGGAAAAGGAUUGUUGGCAUAAAGGAAAAAUUCAGUGCAGAUUUUGCAAAAAAUGGGGACAUAAGGAGGUGGAUUGUCGAAAGAAGAAACACCAGCAAGAGCAACAACCACCAACUCAACAAGCCAACUACACCGAAGAGCAAGAGCCAAUCGAAGAUCAUCUAUUCAUGGUGACAAGAAAUGUAAUAGCUUCAAGAUAA